Molecule: messenger RNA, 453 nt
Organism: Necator americanus (New World hookworm)
Lineage: Eukaryota; Metazoa; Nematoda; Chromadorea; Rhabditida; Ancylostomatidae
Exons: 1
Coding region: 1-453 (150 amino acids)
Source: RefSeq, a predicted model, not a curated record
AUGAUCGCAGUUAUACCCAGAAAUUCUUCCUAUUCAUUUAGUACAAAAAAGCUGUUAAAAAAUGGACACAGUGAGAGCACUGUUCGACUAACGAUCGACGGACAGACUGAAGUUUACACCACAGUUAACGGAAACACAACAGUCACGGAUGGCAACGGAACCCCCCUAACAAAAGGGAGUUUUUUUUCCGAAGACAGCACAGUCGACCCAGAGGUCACAGACGUUCCGGAUCACACAGAAGCGCCAGAAGGCCCAAAAGCAUCGGAGACUACAACGACCUCUGCAGACUCAGAGUCGGAAGAAACAGUUCCGGAGGAUUCAAGGGUGAUAACAACGGGGAAACCUGUUGAUGGGAAUAAAAUAGAUGAGGUCGAGGAGAGUACAGGAGUGUCUGAGACGCCGAGAUCCGGAGACGACACUUCGAGAGCAGCUACGAGAGCCGAUAGGCUAUGA